Molecule: messenger RNA, 1887 nt
Organism: Gavialis gangeticus (Gharial)
Lineage: Eukaryota; Metazoa; Chordata; Crocodylia; Gavialidae
Gene: GLO1
Product: glyoxalase I
Exons: 6
Coding region: 59-610 (183 amino acids)
Molecular function (GO): metal ion binding; lactoylglutathione lyase activity
Source: RefSeq, a predicted model, not a curated record
UGUUUCCUUGGGCAAGGCGCAGGCCGGGGUCUCUCGCUUUCCGCGCCGCGCUUCCAACAUGUCCGAGGCGCCGGAGCCCCGGGGCCUCCCCGAUGAAGCAGCUUACAGUGCCUGCUCCGACCCGGAUCCCAGCACCAAGGACUUUCUGAUGCAGCAAACCAUGUUAAGAAUAAAAGAUCCUACAAAGUCACUGGAUUUUUACACAAGAAUUCUUGGAAUGACAUUGCUUCAAAAAUUUGACUUUCCUACAAUGAAGUUCUCGCUUUAUUUCUUGGCAUAUGAGGAUAAAAAUGACAUCCCAAAAGAUAAAACAGAGAGGACUGCUUGGACCUUCUCUCGGAAGGCUACGCUUGAAUUGACGCAUAAUUGGGGCACUGAAAAUGAUGAGAGUCAGGCUUACCAUAAUGGCAACUCAGACCCCCGAGGAUUUGGUCACAUUGGAAUUGCUGUCCCUGAUGUAAAUGCAGCUUGUAAGAGGUUUGAAGAGUUGGGAGUGAAAUUUGUGAAGAAACCAGAUGAUGGUAAAAUGAAAGGACUUGCAUUUGUACAGGAUCCUGAUGGCUACUGGAUUGAAAUUUUGAACCCUAACUACAUGGUGACCCUCACCUAGACUUGGAGGAACAUACUGAACAAAAUUUGAUCUGUGUUUUCAACUUCCCAUUGAACUUUUAUAACAGUGUACUGUAAUAAGAUUUAUGUUUCAUUGGGAAGAAUUAAUCGUGCCCACAAGUUAUUCUUUUGCAAUCCUAUUAGAGACUUUUUUCUGCUUGAGUUUCCUUUUCCUACUUGAUCUUGUUUUGUUUUUUUGUGAUGCCCAUGCAUUUUGCUUCCAACUGGGAAAGCACAAUUCCAGCUGUUCUGGAAGUGCCCAUACAUUCUUCCCUUCAAGGUUAAUUGAGGUAAGCUGUAUUCAUCAGCCAAAAUUUCAAGAAUAUUUAAAUCUAGCCUGAGACCUUUUAUUAUUGUAUUGGGAUAUUCAGCAACGAAACCACUGCUUUUUAAUAUUAUUUAAAUCCACCGCCAGCAGUAACAACUUGGUUGUUUAAUGUGAUAAAGGGGAGAAAAUAUCUGAAAUUAGUAGUUUGAUAAACUAGAAAUAGAAAUUUGAAGGCUUUGGGCCCAUUUCACUUUAUUGAAAUUAUUAGAAAAUUCCAUUCAACUUCAGGAUGAGGAGGACUUGCACUUUCCUGUUUGUGAUUAUCAUGUUUAAUGGUAGACUUUCAGGAGCAACUUGUAGAUAUGCAAGUUAUCUAAGCCUAGAAACUUAGUGGCAGUGCCAUUUUAGUGCAAUAUGGAAAAUUCAUUUUGCAUACUUUUGAGCACUGUGGCUGCUGACUACAGAUAGAUAUUGAAGCUUCUAUGACCCUCAGCUCAAAAGGUCCCCGUUAUCUAUUCAUUAGCUGAGUACUGCAAAGAGCACAUACCUCCUAAUCUGUUACUGGUUGGGAAGCUGGAGGUUUGUUAAAACAGCACACUUAAAAUUUAUCCAGGUACAGUUGGUCAUAGAGGAGUCUAAGUAACUGAAACCCUAGUAGUGUCUAAACCACCUGCUGUUAUAACCCACUCUUAAUCUGCCUCUUAAAAUGUAAAAAAUAAUAGUUGCAGUUACACUGUAGUUGUACAUAACAAAAAACAUUUCAGGUUUGAAAAUCUUACAGAAGACAGUCUGGGUUUAAACAGUACUUUUGGAGUAUAUGGGGCACAACAUAGGUUAUGAAAUACUUUAAACCAAACAAAUGAACAACACUGCUUUGAUAGUUGGUGCAUUUCAGGAAACACUUUUUAGGUCCCAUAGAUUGAACAACCCUGAGUAAUGUGACUGGUAAACUGGGUAGCAGUGUACUAUCAAAAAAUAUUUCUUUCUAAAUAAAGCAUGUGUGAAAUCUU